Plasmodium inui San Antonio 1 is the source of this 1836-nucleotide messenger RNA. RefSeq lists its product as hypothetical. The coding region runs from base 1 to 1836 and encodes 611 amino acids. The transcript is spliced from 4 exons. NCBI's taxonomy places the organism in Eukaryota, Apicomplexa, Aconoidasida, Haemosporida, Plasmodiidae. The record is from RefSeq and is a predicted model, not a curated record. Gene Ontology annotation, molecular function: protein binding.
AUGGACACCCUAAGCACAGCGCCGGACGAGCCACGAACCGAUGAAAAGCCAUUUAUGGAAGAAGCAAAAGCGGCAGGGGUGAUCAGCCCCCCCGAAGUUAGCCCGAAGGCACCGCAAAUGCUUCCCUCAGCAGAAAGAGUAAACGCGGUUGAGCGAAUUAAUGUAGCAGGAAUGGGGAGCCUAGAGGAAAAAGUUAUCUCGCCUGACAUGGCCGCCUUAGAUGGUCAUAUGAAUAUGCCUGCAAAUAUGGCCAAUAGUCCAGCCCCUUCUAUGGCCAAUUCCAUAGGGAUGACGAACGACAUUGCAGAAGUAUCAACCGCCAGUGAUAGAGUCAACCCAUGGGACCAAAUGAUGAACCUAAUAAGUGGCGCCACAACAAGGCCAGUUUCAACCCCUGAAAAGGCAGAGGAGGUACAGUCUGAAGCGGUCGAAAAAGUUAAUGAAAACCAGAGCAAAGGAGAUACAGAAAAUAUGAAACGAGAAAUACAAAUGGUGAGUGAUGAUGUGAACACAGCAUAUAAUGAAGAUGUGUCCAAGGGGUUUCUUUCACCACCUGCAUUCCACUUAACAGAAAUUAUGCACAAUGAGAGAUGCUUCAAAAGAACAAAAGGUCAUAUCACAGUUGAGAUAAAUGGAGACAUUUGCAUACAUGGAGGAAUUGUACAGAAUAAAUGUGUUAAUAAUUUUAUAAGGUAUGUGCCUGGCAUCAAUUUAUUUGAAAAAAUCCGAUUAAAUUCGGAAGAUAUUUCUCCUCGAGCAUUUCACUCAGGCAAUGUUAUUUCGGAAGAUAACAAAAAGGGCAUUAUUAUCUUUGGAGGAAUAAAUGAAAAUGAUGAAAUACUUGAUGAAACGUUUAAAUUUGAUUUCCAAGCAAAGAAAUGGGAACCAGUGGGGAGCCUUGCAAAACCAUGUGGCAGAUAUAAACACGCUUCCAUCAAUUUUAAUGAUGCCAUAUUCAUUCAUGGUGGUCUAAAUGGAAACAAUGCUGUCUUGUCCGACUUGUGGUGCUUUUCUGGGGGCGCUUGGAAGGAAAUUACUCAGAUAGAUAAGUUUCCCGAAGGUAGAUAUGGACACAGUUUAAUCUUUUCCAUGUAUGGAACUGCAAAACUUCUUUUUCUCUUUGGUGGAAAUAGGAAAGGCUUCAAUGGGGCUCUCGCGGACACGUGGAUUUUUAACCUCAACACGUUUAGGUGGAUGGAAAUCCCCAACACCUCGGGGCCCAAGCCCUGUCCACGAUGGGGGCACUCCGCGCAACUCUUCGACAACGAGUGGAUGAUCAUAUACGGAGGAAUCACAAACGGGUGGAUCGAUAACUACGCUCUGUCCGACAUGUACGCACUGAACAUUUACACCUUCUCCUGGUUCGAAGUUGACAUCAGUACCUCGAGAAACUUCAACAGGGGGUACUACGGAUCGUUAUGUUUAGUGCCUUAUAAGAAGUCGCUGCAUAUUUUUGGAGGGUCGGACGAGACCAGCGAAUUCUGCGACGCUUUCAGCAUGUCCCCCUUAGUUACGUACGUGUCGUACAAAACCUUGAAGGGGAAAUUCGAGCAGCUCAACACAAAAAUGCAAAACAUUAACGAAAAUUCAAAUGACAAUGAGCAUGUGAAUUUAGCCGAAUUCGAGUUAAAAAUAGCUGAGUUGAAAGAGGAGGUGAACAGCAUAAACCACAUGAUGAAGACCUUCGAGCUGAAGUUUUCCGCACUCGAAAAGCUGAACCAGCAGUGCGAAAUGCUACUGUCCAAAAACAUAGAGACGGAAGCUUUGGAAAAAUUAGAACAGCGCAUUCGGAAGCUGGAAUCAUCCAACGUCUUGAUGAACCAUGACAGGAUAUAG